Hibiscus syriacus is the source of this 1347-nucleotide messenger RNA. Its product is annotated as ribosome maturation protein SBDS-like. Bases 37 to 1146 code for a protein of 369 amino acids. Lineage: Eukaryota; Viridiplantae; Streptophyta; Magnoliopsida; Malvales; Malvaceae. The record is from RefSeq and is a predicted model, not a curated record. The transcript has 5 exons. Gene Ontology annotation, molecular function: zinc ion binding; nucleic acid binding. Gene Ontology annotation, biological process: ribosome biogenesis; cytosolic ribosome assembly.
GGGAGAAGAAGCGUGCUGGAGAGAUAGAGGUUAAAAAUGUCGAAAACGCUGGUUCAACCGAUAGGGCAAAAGCGGCUGACGAAUGUGGCGGUGGUGCGUUUGAAGAAACACGGCAUGCGAUUCGAAAUCGCUUGCUACAAGAACAAGGUGCUCUCCUGGCGUUCUCGGGUGGAGAAAGAUUUGGACGAAGUGUUACAGUCCCAUACGGUUUACACGAAUGUUUCGAAAGGGGUGCUUGCUAAAACCAAAGAUUUGGUUGCUGCCUUUGGAACUGAUGAUCAGACUAAAAUUUGUUUGGAGAUUUUGGAGAAAGGGGAGCUGCAAGUUGCUGGGAAGGAAAGGGAAUCGCAAUUUUCGAGUCAGUUUCGGGAUAUCGCGACGAUAGUUAUGCAAAAGACUAUCAAUCCCGAAACUCAGCGCCCUUACACCAUUAGUAUGAUUGAGAGGCUAAUGCAUGAAAUUCAUUUCGCUGUUGAACCGAAUAGUAGCUCCAAGAAACAGGCUCUAGAGGUUAUUCGUCAGCUUCAGAAGCACUUCCCUAUAAAACGGUCGCCCAUGAGAUUACGACUCAUUGUUCCUGGACAAAAUUUUCAGUCUCUUUGCGAGAAGCUAAAUGAAUGGGGUGUUACCAUUGUUUCAAAAGAUGAAUCCGGAACUCAGCUUUCUGUUAUUUGUGAAAUUGAACCAGGACUUUUCCGAGAAUGCGAUGGCCUCGUGAGGAAUUCACAGGGUAGAUUGGAAAUACUUGCAGUGUCUGUGCAUGCCGAGGGGGAUACACAGGUGGAUAAUUAUGAUGAUGACGAUAUGUCAUCAAAUCUAGCCAAGGAUUCGGCCGAGUCAGCAUCGUCACGUUUACCCCCGGAAUCUUAUGAUUCAGUCCUCCAACUAAGCGAGAAAAUGCAGAAACAAGAUUCUGUCUCUUCGGGAAAUGAGAAUGCCGAAGCGGAGGCAAAGCAACACAAGUGCAGCACAUGCAAUGCAUUUGUGGGGGAUUCAAAGCAGUACAGGGAUCACUUUAAGAGCGAGUGGCACAAGCAUAAUUUAAAACGCAAAACCAGGCAACUUCCUCCUCUUACUUCAGAAGAGUGCUUAGCUGAUAUGGAUUUGAACGACUCGAAAUCCGAUUUGAAGGACUAUUCAUUUUGAGCUUGUGGCUAAAACUUAUGGGGGUGCUGGUAGCAUUUCUUCUCUUUUACAAUCUUUAGUUUGUUUCUGCAGCUGAACAUGAACUUAGUUGUAAAUUUGGAUUGUUAUUACUCGGUACUACUCGUAUUAGGGGUGUGUAUUAAAGGGAUGAUUUGCUAAAUUAUUAGUAGCUUUUAUAUGAUUAUUUCUUCUUCUUUUUAA